Musa acuminata subsp. malaccensis (wild Malaysian banana) is the source of this 1235-nucleotide messenger RNA. NCBI's taxonomy places the organism in Eukaryota, Viridiplantae, Streptophyta, Magnoliopsida, Zingiberales, Musaceae. The record is from RefSeq and is a predicted model, not a curated record.
CUUUCUCUUGGCACAUCAAACCCAUUAAGCUGAUUCUCCCAACUUGGGGGAAUGGGACUGCAAUCAUGCAGCGUCACGCAGAAGCUGAGGAAAGGCUUUUGGUCUCCUGAGGAAGAUGAGAAGCUCUGCAAUCACAUCACUAGAAGUGGAGUAGGCUGUUGGAGCAAUGUGCCUAAGCUUGCAGGACUACAACGAUGUGGAAAGAGUUGCAGACUGAGGUGGAUCAACUACUUGAGGCCAGACCUCAAGAGGGGAAGCUUUUCCCAGGAAGAAGAAGGUUUGAUCAUUGCACUGCAUCAAGUUCUGGGCAACAGGUGGUCACAAAUUGCGUCCCGAUUGCCGGGAAGAACAGACAAUGAGAUCAAGAACUUGUGGCAUUCGCGCAUCAAGAAGAAGCUUCGGCAAAUGGGGAUCGAUCCGAUCACCCAUAGGCCACUGAGUGAGGCAGCAGCGGUGCAAGAACAGGAGAUCUGCUCGAGCAAUCCAGUCCUUGCCACCUCCUUUGAACACUUCCCAUGGAUUCAAACCCAGGAAUGCCUCGACCGGUCACUCGAUCAGAAUGACUUGCUAGCCAAUGCUGGACUAGCCGAAUGCAGCAGUGUGUUGGAUGUGCCAGAGACAUAUGGCCAUGGAGAGAGCUCGAGCAACAGCAGCAACUGCGACUGCCAUGUGCUACGAGAAGAAGUCCUGAGUUGGACUUGUGAAGGUGGGUGGGAACCAGCGACUCACAUGCAGAUCAAUGGAGUGGAGACUUGUGAGGGUGAGUCGAGCGCAUGGCAAGAGAAGAAGCAGCAUCAUGUGGCAAGCACAGAUGAUGGCGGCAGCCUUCCAAUGAGAUCGCUGGACCGCGAUUUCACGAACGAUGACUGCGGUGUCACUCAUGAGGCUUUGAAGAGUAUACUCAACGCGGAUCUCUUUCGGAGUUUGGAAUGAUCUGACGAAGAGUUUGCAGGGACGUCAUGAGUUGCUCACGCCACCCUGUUGGUCUACAGUGCGUUGCAAUUUCCACUUGUUGGAUCUUUGUCCUUCUACAGAAACUAGUUAUGCUGGAUAAGAUGUGAUGCUUUGUAGUUUCUGAUGUCUUUGUAGGCUGUGGUUAUCUUUGUCAUCAUCAUUGUUAGUAGGUGUUACUGAACUCCUUUUUGCUCUAUUGCUCCCAAAUGCAACACAAUCUGCCUCUGUCUGCAGUAGCUGUUUUCACCUUUGAUGUAGUGAUCCAACAGAGAUAUAAGAGA